This is a messenger RNA of Suricata suricatta (meerkat), 4847 nucleotides long. RefSeq names its product Rho GTPase activating protein 11A (gene ARHGAP11A). The record is from RefSeq and is a predicted model, not a curated record. Gene Ontology annotation, biological process: signal transduction. The transcript has 12 exons. The coding region runs from base 849 to 3899 and encodes 1016 amino acids. Lineage: Eukaryota; Metazoa; Chordata; Mammalia; Carnivora; Herpestidae.
CAGCUCCUGGCCACUCUCUGAGGGCCUGAUUUUGAAAAGAGAAACGGGCCAAUCAGGGCGCGGAGCGCUGUUUGGCGCUGCCAUUUGAGCCUGGGCUGGAAGGGAAGGUGGAAAGAUUGUGGCUCCGGCGCUGCAGAGGCGGUGAGGGCGGAGGCAUGAGGAGCGUUGCGUGGCUUCAGUGAGCACACCAGGAUGUGCCUGCCGGGGGCUGCAGGCAGGCUGAUGGCGGAGGGAAGGAGCAGCCUGUGAAACGGGGUGACGGCGGCGACCAGCCCGGGCGGGGACCGGGACUGGAAGAGGCGCCUGGGCAGCCGGCUGGUCCGGCGGCUGGGCUGGGGCUGGGGUCGGAGACUUGAGGGACGAACGCCCAGUUGAAACUGCCAGCGCAGGAGAGCCGAGGAGAAGGGUCGUCUUUCACCGUUGGGAAAGAGACGAGGGCGAAGUGAGGAUUGGAGGAAACUGGAUUUUGGAAGUGGCCGGAAGUGGUGAGAAGGUGGUAACAGGCGUCGGUACUAGGAACCGAAAGGAUCAGGGAGAAAGAAGGGAGGUCUGUGGAAGUAGCCGAAAGGAUCGAGGGACAAGAAAGAAGGCCGGUGUAAGGAAGUGAAGGAGAAGUGAGCUGUGGCUAGAUCAGAAGGAAGUAGUAGAAGACGGUCAGUGGAAGUGGAUAGAGGACCGAGGGAAAAGCCGUGGAAGUGGCUGGGGUCCGGGAUCAGAACGGUGUCAGACUUGGCCGGAAGGCAGCGGAGCAGAGCGCAAACCUGAGCGUGUUUGGAAAUUGGAAGACUUGGUGGCGAACGAGGCUCAGGACUCAGGUCCUGCCUCGGAGAGUGGGCGACGUGUCCGGGAUGUGGGAUCGGAGGCUGGUAAGGUUGGCCUUGUUGCAGCAGCUUCGGGCUGUCUAUGGCAUUAAGGUCAAGAGUGGCCGUGGGCAGUGCGAUCGUAGGAGACAUGAAACAGCGGCCACGGAUAUGGCGGGUAAAAUAUUUGGAGUACCUUUUAAUGCAUUGCCACAUUCUGUUGUACCAGAAUAUGGACACAUUCCAAGUUUUCUUGUUGAUGCUUGCACGUCUUUAGAAGAACAUAUUCAUACAGAAGGGCUUUUUAGGAAAUCAGGAUCUGUUGUUCGUCUGAGAGCCCUAAAGAAUAAACUGGAUCGCGGUGAGAACUGCCUGGCUUCUGCGCCGCCCUGUGAUGUUGCAGGGCUUCUUAAGCAGUUUUUCAGGGAAUUGCCAGAGCCCGUUCUUCCGGCGGAUUUGCAUGAAGCACUUUUCAAAGCUCAGCAGUUAGGAACAGAGGAGAAGAGUAAAGCUACCUUGCUGCUCUCCUGUCUCAUGGCUGACCACACAAUUGAUGUGUUAAGAUACUUCUUUAGCUUUCUCAGGAGUGUUUCACUUAGGUCUAGAGAGAAUAAAAUGGAUAGCAGCAAUCUCGCAGUAAUAUUUGCACCAAACCUGCUUCAGACAAGUGAGGGACAUGAAAAGAUGUCUGCUAACACAGAGAAAAGGCUCCGAUUGCAGGCUGCAGUGGUACAGACUCUUAUUGACUAUGCAUCAGAUAUUGGGCAUAUUCCAGAUUUUAUCCAGGAAAGGAUACCAGCCAUGUUGGGUAUUGAUGGUCUCUGUGCUACUCCAUCAUUAGAAGGUUUUGAAGAAGGUGAAUGUGAAACUCCUGGUGACUAUAAGAGAAAGCCAAGACAAAGCGUAGGAGAUUUUGUUAGUGGAGCAUUAAAUAAACUUAAAUCUAACAGAACACCCUCUAUUACACCUCAACAGGAAAGAACUGCUCAGCUACCCAUAUCACCCACGAAUCUUACACCAAAUGCUAAGCGUAAACUACCAAUAGAUUCUUCUCAUGGUUUCUCAAGUAAGAAAAGGAAGUCCAUCAAGCACAAUUUUAACUUUGAGUUGUUGCCAACGAAUCUCUUCAGCAAUUCUACACCAGCAUCAGUUCACAUUGAUACAAGCCCCGAAGGGUCAGCUCAGAGUUCAUUCUCUCCUGUAGCCGCCAGUGGAAACGAUUCGGUCAGUGCAAGCGUGCUAAGGCGAAGUAAGAGGAUUGCAAGUAAAAAAGUUUGCAGGGUGGAAUCAGGCAAAGCAGGCUGCUUCUCUCCUAAGAUCAGUCGUAAAGAAAAGGUCCGAAGAUCUCUUCGUUUGAAAUUUAGUCUGGGGAAAAGUAGCAAAGACCUAAAUGGGUGUUCUGGUAUUGAAAGAUCUGAAAAUGUUGGUCGACGACUUGCAAAUCAACAAAGUUUAAAAAAUAGGAUUGAAUCUGUAAAAACAGGUCUGCUUUUUAGCCCAGAUAUUGAUGAAAGAUUAACAAAGAAAGGUUCACAAAAGAUCAGUAAGUCUGAGGAGAACUUAUUAACUCCAGAGCGUCGAGACGGAACAAGUUACCGGAUGUCUUGGACAGGACCUACUAAUUCCAGUUUUCAAGAAAUGGCAACAAAUGAAAUCAAGGGAAAUCUUGGGGUGGAAAGCUCUUCUUCUGAGCCUGAUACUUCAGUUGGAAAGUUACCUGUUAGUUCAUCUGAACUCACCCCUUCUAAUGUAGAGGAUAAGCAUAAUAACAGUGUAGCUGGAAAUUCUCUUAGUGGGGAUGAAAAUAACUUGACCACAGAGACUCUGGUGAAAAUUCAGAAAGCAUUUUCUGAAUCUGGACAUAAUCUUCAUGCAUUGAUAAAUCACAGGCAGUCAUCAGAAACUAAUGUGGGAAAAGUAAAGCUAAAUGAAACAUCUUCUAUAGACUACAGCCCAGAGAGAAAUCUAUUUGAAACCAAUGAUUUGACUGUGAUAGAAUCAAAUCAACAUCGAACUAGUAAAGAUGAACAUAGUGUGUCAGAACGAGACAUUUCACUACAUCAAACCCAAAAACUAGAUAGAGAAGCAACUAGAAAAUGUUAUUCAACUCCUGUGAAGAUUGAACAUCAAGAAAACAGCUCUUCAAAUAAACUUAAAGAUUAUUCAGUCAAGCAAGAGUUGCCUAGUGAUGAACACGUAAAGGAACAGCAGGCCCCAAGGGAUAAAGAAAAUCCUGAAUUAAAGGAGAAGGAGAAUAUGACAGAAGAGAACGUGGCGAACUGUGCAGCUUCUAGGGAGGAUGCAGCUCGCACGCCUUCCUCAGAGCUCACCACGUGUAACAUAACAAACUUGUCCAAACGUAGGCCUGUGCGAAUUGUGAAGCAGCAGUCGCUGGUGGAAACCAGCACUACAGUUUCUGAAAGCUUACAAGUGACAGAGCGUGGUAAUGUGUCAGACCACAUACAGUGGUUUAACAAGCUUUCUUUAAAUGAACCAAAUAGAACAACAGUUAAGUCACCUCUUAAGUUUCAGCGUACACCUGUCCGUCAGUCUGUCAGAAGGAUUAACUCCUUGUUGGAGUACAGCAGACAGCCUGUAAGGCCCAAAUUGGCGAGUCUUGGUAAUGCCCCUUCUCCUCUAGUUAAGUCAGUGAGCUGUGACAGUGCUCUUUCCUCUGGUAUGGAAAGUACAUCAGAAGAUUCCUUGAUUUCAUGUACCAAAUCAGGUCCUAAAGAACGGAAGUUUACAGAGUGUGGACAGUCCAGUGUUGAUGCAGUUUCAAAGUCAAGCGCGGAAUUUACUUCUAAAUCUUUCCCAAAGACGAAGAGGCACCCGGACUCCACGAAUGCUUCUCUUGGGUCUAACAGAGUUUGUAAACAGGAAGUGGUGUCCAAAGGCCAGAUUAAGGUUCCCUUGGAUGACCUGACAAAUCAUGACAUACUAAAAUCAGUUGUAAAUAAUAAUACGGGCUUUUCUCCUGGGAUAAAUAGAGUCCUUAGGAAACCAUCAGAAAAAGAAAGGGUCUGGUAUAAAGGUUCUCCAAAAAAUCCUAUAGGAAAAGCUCAGCUACUACCAACGAGUAAACCUGUAGACUUGUAAUUGGUAGAUGUUAAUACUUGUUAUGUAAAUAAAAUUAGCUGUUGGUGAUAGGACUUGCAGGAUAAUCUGCAUGUUAGUUUGUUAGCUCAGGAAGAUUAAGUGAUCGAUUUCAAUUUCACUGCAUAAGCAACUUGAAUUCUUUGCUUGUAUAAAUUACUGUUUUGUUUUUCUUAAGUAUGGCAGUAUUUAAACUUCUUAAUUGCAUUGUGAUCUCUCCAAGCAGAGGUUACAUUUUACCUUUUAAAAGAAGUUGUUGGCUGGGUUUAUGAGAAAUUAAUUCUUGAAAAUUGUAUGAAUUUUAUUUUUUAAGUGAUGUGAAGAAUGAACGAGUUAUGCCUAUUUCCUUUUAUUCCUCCUGAGUCAGAGAAGGUUUCUACAGGAAAUUUCUAACCUGUAAAGGGAAGAGAUAAGCCCUACGAAUCCUAUUUCUUGAAUUACAUUGAUACUUAUGGUUUAUGCCAGGAUCCCUAGAAAUUAACUUGUUCAAUAGCAUCUUAAUCUUUUAUUCCUUUUUGGGGCUGAGUAAUUGGUUUUAUAUGGUCUGUUGAUGUGUAUAGUGUGUUUCCUUGGAUGAAGAAUAAAGGGAAUAUUCUAAAGCAGAAUAAUGACUCAAGUGUGCUCUUAGAGAAUGAUGCUGCAGAAAUACUUGAUGACUUUUGAGCCAUACUAUGUCUUAUAGGUAAUUUGCACAAAUACAUUUGUAGCUGUUUUGUCCAAUAUAGAAUUUAAAAUUAUUUAAGGAGGAAUAAUUAAGCUUGGAAAUUUUUAAUCAAGGGGAUUUCUUACAUGCACGUGCUUGAUUUUAUAAUUUAAAAUAGGUGAUGUGCCUCUGUACUUUUAACUUGGAUUCUUAACUUUUGAUUCUUAUAAAAGCCUAUGAUGGUUUUGUCUGGUGUGUAAAUGUUAUUUAUUUAGCAUAGACAUUAAACGUAACCUUCUGGAAAAUGA